CAACAACACACAUCAAUAUGAAUAAAUUCUAUCCGCCAAAACCGAAAAUAAAUGCAUUCAACGAUUUGUUCCAGUGUUAUCUGUGCCAAGGCUAUCUAAUAAAUCCCACAACCAUAGAUGCCUGUUUACAUACCUAUUGUCGUAGUUGUAUUGUAAGACAUUUGGCCGAAGAUUACUAUUGUCCCCGCUGCAAGGGGAAUGGAGGCAAAACAGUAACACAUUCAAAUCUGAAAUCGGAUAAUGUUCUGCGUUCAAUCAUCUACAAAUUGGUACCUGGUUUAUAUCAAAAAGAACGUGAACGCGUAGUGCAAUUUGUAAAUAAUGCCAAAAAUGAGGGAUCAACAUCCGCGGAUACCCUCAACGCUCUGUUGGAGAGUGACGAUGACUUUUAUACAGCCCGAGAUUCCAUCAGUUUAUCAUUGGAAUUUCAUCCACAUUUGGCCGAACAAUGCGACGUAGCGGAUGUACCUCCCGUGAGGUAUCUCAAGUGUCUGGCCAGCUUAAAGAUACAUCAUUUGAAACGAUUUUUAUGUUCCAAAUUCGACAUUGACCCGAGUAAUAGGAAGGUCGACAUUGAAAUCAUCUACGAGGAUGAAGUUUUGCCCAGUGAUUUUACUCUCAUGGAUGUGGCCUAUUGUUAUCAAUAUAAAGGGCAAGCACCCCUUAAGUUAUACUACCGAAUUUUAAUAUAUCCCGAGGAGCAUUUCAAAACUCCUGAAAUUGAUAAUCAAAGUGGAAUAAAAACAAAUGAAUUGUCCACCAACCACACAAGUAGUGAGUCGAAGAAGUCGACUAAAGAUGAAACAGCAUUCCUUACACCAUCUCCGGUUACAACCAAAUUGAAAACAUCUAAAACACCCGCCUCAAAACACCAAUCAACGGAUCAAUCCGUAAAGAUGACCAUCUCAUCCAAGCCCACUGAAUCUGCAAAGAAAUCGGUUUCAAAAAGAUCUUCCCUGGUGGAAGACUUUACCAUACCCACCACUACCACCAAUGAUUUCAAGUCAUUACGAAGUAAUGAUAUUCGUUACAGUCAAUUUGGAGUACCGCCCACUCCUCCUACCACUCCCACAACCCUCGUCGGCAAUAACAGCACUUCGUCGAAAACGAAAGUGAAAUCGACAGCCAGUGUUGUAAUCAAGGAGGAGAAACCCCCCAAAUGUGAUAUUGUCGUUAGCAUUCCGCACAAUCAAAUGCAGGAUGAAUGGGACACCAAACCGUUGUCACAGCUGAAGACGGCCUGCAAAAAGUCGCCACCGACUAGCAACGCCAGUGAUGACACCACAACGCCAUCUUCUGCGUCCUCGAAAAAAGUCCGAAAUGUACCCAAGCUAAAAAUUGAAUUGAACAGCUUGAAGACAAAGCUAAUCGAGAAACCCAAAUCGGCUGAUAUUCGCCUGGACACCUUAAUGUUGAAACAACACAAACCUCGAAAGUUUUCUUUGGACGAACCACAGCUGAGCAAUGACAAGGUGGACUUGGAGACAUAUGUCAAAAAUAUCGGCUUAAAGCCCAUUGAAGUUCAAACAUCCAUCCACACUGCUCCGGCUGAAAUGGAAACAGCCGGUAAAUUCACACCAAAUGCCUCGCCCAGAUCUUCAUGUUCCUCUUCGACCACCUCUUCGUCGAAUGGCUAUUUACACGUGUCAGGCACUGAGCAUAGCAAGUCGUCGCACAAGAAACGCAAGAAGAAACACUCAAAGGAGUCAAAGGAUUCGAAGCGUAGCAAGAAGAUGCAUGCGGAGAUCUCAUCACAAAUGGCCGACGAGAGUCUUAAAAUGAAGGUGAAACUCACCACUCCAUUGAGCAUUAAACCUUCGAAAUUGGAAAGCAAGAAAUCACCACACAACGAUAAGAUUUCAACGGACCACUUCAGUUUCGAUAAGCCUCACAAAUCCGCAGAAAAUAAAACUAAACUUGUCUAUGACAAUUCAAAGGUCGUAGAUGUGGAGAAAUCCUACUCAGUUAAGGAUAAGUUCCAAUUCCCCUCGGAGAAGAAAUCUGCUGUAGAUUCUUCUUCUUCGUCUGCACAAAAACUUAAGCCCUUGGCCAUUAAAACUACUGCCAAGGAUUUCGAAGAUGACGAUGACAUCAGCAUGCCCGACAUAGCCACAGCUCUGUCGCUCAGCAAACCUUUAGCAAAUAUCAAAGACUCCAAAUUACCUCAUUCACCACCUUUGCCUCCUAGUCUUUUCAAAACCACCCCUCUAACAUUCUCCACCUUUACUCCCAACGUUAGUACCGUGGCCAACAAGACCAAGCCCGUGGUAACCGCUGCCAAACAAAUCAAAGAUAAACCUGUAGUACAGCCCAUAAAAAUGAAACCCCUGGCUCCGAAACCUAUGCCACCCACCACAAAGCCGCCCAACAGCACACCCAUUAAACCGCCACAAUUUGCAGUUCCUAAUCUACCGCGUUUAAUGGCUUCAAACUCGUCAAAGUUCCUUACCUCUACACCCUCGUCCAUAGCCAGCUCGGCCAAUAAGCAUAUGGGAAAUUUACUCAAACGUUCAGCGUCGAUGGAUGAAGGAAAAUCCGCAAAACAAAGCAAACUGGAUAAACCACAUCAGAUUACGGUCAGUGCCUAUGGCAGUAAUUUACAGGUGACCAAAGUAGAAGUGCCCGCCACCCCGACUUCAUCCACAGCAAAAGCCACGUACGAAAUACCCCUCUACUCGCCGCUUUCAGCGUCAUACAAUCCGAAAUGUUCAUUUACUGUUGGUUCCACCACAUCGGGUAAUAGAACUAAUUUACCAAGUUCACCCAGUGGAUCCAUGGCCCCUAACUGUAAAUCUCCAAUUUUCACAACAAACACCACAUCCCUAAAGAAAUCCGAAAAAGAGGUGGCGAAAGUAACUACAGCAACAGCAACAACAACCACAAGCUCGUCAAGUCUCACCACAAACACCAGCCUAAUGAGUUUCAGCCUCAAUAAAACUCCAACAUUAAUGGGUCCACCUACAAAUCUGCCCAAGUUGAAUACCGUUGUACCCACAUCUGUAAAAUCCCCACCUCUAGGAAGUUUAGUCCAUAAACCACUAUCUGGCACAUCCUCCUUGGGCUUAAUAAAUGCCAGAUCCAAUUUGAGCAACUCAUCCGCCUUGCAGAGCUGCCCGAAAGCAGAGAGUAUCACAUCACCUUCAACUAGCACAAUUAAAAAUGCAAAUAGUGGACCUAUGGAGAAGCCUACCAGUAGCCUUCGACAAUUCCGCUUGCCUUCACGUGAAUCAGGCCAAGAUAUUUUAGAUUUGUCGGCAACCCCAAAGACUCCUAAUGGCAUUCAGAGUGUGGAAAAGAAAUCUAUUUCGAAACCAACAACACCAACUGUUAGCAUUCCUGGCUCUCCCACAAUGGUGUCGACUGGUUCGCCACUGGAGAUGGCUUUGUCAAAAAUUAAGCAGAAUAUUACCAACAACAUUAGUCAGGAAAGUAAAUCAAAUACUACCACCAUUGAUUUGAAGCCGAAUUCGGAGGAUUUGCAAAAUCUUCAUUUACUGUCGGAGUCGGCAACAGCUCGUGAAAAAAUUGCAAUCACAUCGCCGGGUUCUUCUGCGACGACUUCAACGACAUCGGUGUAUGAAAAACCGAAAAUCAAUACAAAUUCGUUGGUGCGGCAACAAAAUGCCUCAGUGCGCAGUAUACCUAAUCCUUCUGCGUUGGCAUUCCGCAAUCACCAGCCUGCAGCCAACAACAUACCCAUGGUUACCAUAGCUGCUCCUCUAAUUUCAAGCCUUAGCAAUGAAGUCGACAAAACUUUCCUUUCCAAACAACCGACAUCGCCUCAUUCCCCGCUUAGUUCGCUGCCCCUCGGAUCUAACGUUACUACCUCUUCAAUUACGCCUCUACGCAAUACUAUAACGGCCACUUCUCUAUCCUCGAAACGUCAUCCCUCUAUUGACCAGGUUGCUGCCAGUUUAAAUAUUAGAGCCACAGCAGCAGCCGCUGAAGCUUCGGCUAAAUCGAAUCUGAAACAAUUGGAUGACAUAACGUCCAAGUCCACAUUGGCGGAAAUGAAUGGCGGAAGCAAACUUAAGCAACAAAUCAAACAGGAAGCGGUAGAGCAACCUACAACCACUACAACAGCCGCUGGUCCAGUGAUUUUGGCGUCCCCAAAAAUUAGUCAGACCUCAUCAGCAAUGCAUUUAUCGGAGGUUAGCUCUACGGAGAUUGUGGAAAUUAAAAAAGAACCCGAAGAAAGAUGCAGUGAAGCUUCAUCAUCGUUGGCGGGGGGCGGAGAUGAACAAAGGGAAGUCAAAGCGAUUUUCACCGUUAGCAGUAAUAAUAACAACAACAAUAACAACAGCAUCAGCUCCAACAAUACUCAUCAAUCGUCAACCCCAACGCCAGCAUCCUCGUCUUUGGUGUCGAAGGUAGAAAAUCUUGUGACGUCAGUGAUUAAUGUCUCUACACCCACAUCCAGUCUGUUGACCACAAGCAGUGCAGGCUAUUGA
Messenger RNA from Musca vetustissima, 4451 nucleotides. It is a transcript of the gene Su(z)2, whose product is annotated as protein suppressor 2 of zeste. Gene Ontology annotation, molecular function: promoter-specific chromatin binding. Gene Ontology annotation, biological process: negative regulation of transcription by RNA polymerase II. The record is from RefSeq and is a predicted model, not a curated record. Lineage: Eukaryota; Metazoa; Arthropoda; Insecta; Diptera; Muscidae. Bases 18 to 4451 code for a protein of 1477 amino acids. Gene Ontology annotation, cellular component: PRC1 complex. The transcript has 4 exons.